AUGGUGUCAUCGACAACAACGACGACAUAUGGCCGACGGGCCCUCGACGCCCGGAGGACCACCCUCGCCGCGCUGCUGCUGUCCUCCGCCGUGACAGCGCAGCAGACGUUCCCCUACGUCCCGACGACAAUCCUGCUCUCCCCCACGCAGCCCGGCGUACCAGCCAACGCCAGCAGCAACGGCCUCGCAUAUAUCUUCCACCAAGGCAGCAGCAGCAGUAGCGUCGAACUGCUAUCGUUAAAUGUCUCCUCGACAGUCGACGGGGCCUCCAGCCUGCAGACGAUAUCGAGCGGCCUGCCCUUCCUCGACGGCGCGAGCAAGACGACGGCCUUCCUGCCCGCGAUGGCCGACAACGGGACGAUCGUGGUGCAGGCGGGGGACUGCGCGGCGGACGACGGCUACGACGUGUGGAGCUACACCGCCGGCUCGUGGUCCAAGACUGCCGCGUCGCUGCCGAGCUCUGCCGACUCCGACGCCGGGCCGUAUGCCCUCGGCGCGGGGAUCAGCUUCUCGGCGACGCUGGCGCCGACGAUGUCGCAGCCGGUGCUGUACUCGUUCGGCGGCAUGUGUCUGAGCCCGACGACGGACGAAUCGACAUGGCAGGAGAACGGGACGUACACGAAGGCGAUGCUGCGGGUUGCGCCGUCGGACAGCAGCAGCUCGUCAGGGGCGUACGCGGCGAGCUUCAUAACCGGCAAGGGCCCCGCGUUCCCGGAGGCUGGGUUCUCGUUUACGGCGCUGAGCCCGUCCAUCUCGAACCGGUCCGGGGUCGUGACGCAGCAGAACCGGUAUGUGCUGCUCGGCGGACACACGCAGCAGGCGUUCAUCAACAUGAGCUCGGCCGCGAUCUGGAACCUGCCGGAGGAGUCGUGGAACUUCGCGACUGUCGGGGCUGUGAGGACGGGGAGCAGCGAGCUUGCCGUUAAGGGGGUGGUGAGGAGGAAUGCGGAGGUGGAGAGCCGGUCUGGGCACACUGCUGUGUUGAACGAGGACGGCACUGCGCUUAUUGUAAUGGGAGGAUGGGUUGGGAGUGUGUCGCAGGCUGCUUCGCCGCAGCUGGCGGUGUUGCAGAUGGGGGAUACGUAUGGAGAUUGGACGUGGGAGAUUCCGACGCAGCAGCCCAGCGGCGGCAUCUUCGGACACGGCGCGGCGAUCUUGCCCGGGAACGUGAUGAUGGUGUACGGGGGAUACGAGAUCUCAAGCUCGGGGUCCAAGACGAAGAGGCAAUCGAGCGGGACCGGGCUGCGGUUUCUGAACAUGACGUCGAUGUCGUGGACGACGAGCUACUCGAACCCGAAUCACGGCACAACGUCAGGCUUAAGCGGCGCUUCUGACGACAACAUCAAGAAGAUCGGCCUCGGAGUCGGCCUGGGCGUGGGACUCGCCGCCGUUCUUGGUGCUUUCCUCGUCUACUUCUGCUACAAGAGGCAUCUGAGGAAGAAGAAGCAGGCCAGAGACGAGGCGGUGCGCUCUCUUGCUCAGGAUGCUUCCCACUUCUUGCACCCGGAAGACGACAUGUUAGAGCGGCACGAUCCGUCUGCUUUCCCCUGGACAAACCACGCCUGGUACACCGGAGGCCACGACCCCUACGACGACGGCGCCAGAACAAUGGGUUACGAGUCCCUGAGAACCCCCAAUCAGGGAAGCUACGGCACAUAUCAGCAGCCACCCGGCCUCCUCAUCCCUCGCAAACCCAUCCCACGAGCAGCCAGGGGCGCGUACCAACCCGCCGCCACCCUGACGACACCAGGCCACAUCCACCCCAUCUACGAAGCAGACGAAGACGACCCGGACAACGCCAAAGCCAGACAACGCAACCAGGAGCCCGUGACGCCCACGACACCGGCCUACGCGGACCCUUUCACCACACCCACGGGGUCCGGUUCCGUGCCGGUCCUCGUCCCAGGGAACCGCAACUCCAUGACCCCCAGCCCCGAAGCGCUCAUGCGGCGCGACCCCGAGGUACAAGACUGGCAGUCCGACGUGGAUGCCGCCGAGGCGCUCCUCGCGCAGAUGCCCGCUCGGCGCAACACAGGAAAACGAUCCUCGCCCUCGCGGCGCGCGUCGAUGCGGUCGCGGGCCAGCAUGGCCGACGACGAGCGCACCGCCAGCAACGUCUCCGAGUCUGCACGGAGCGCCAUCAGCCUGCCGACGCGCAGCGCGUCCGCCAAGCGCAACAGCGCCGGCCCGAACAACCUGAACCUGACCAUCAUCACGGACGGCAGGGUGGGCACGUCGAGCUCGUCGAGCAGCAGCGGGCACACGUACUCGACGGCCAAGACGACGUUCAACGCGCUGCAGGCGGAGGGGCCCUCGCUGCUGCACCGCGGGCAGAAGCCGCUGCACGAGUCGCCCGACGACGACGAGGAGGACUACAUACACAUCCCGAGCAGCCCGAGCAAGCACAAGCCGCGGCGGUCGCUGGGGUGGCUGGGCAGUUUGAGGCGGGUGUUUAGCGGGAACCCGAACGAGUCGUCGGACUCGAGCAAGGAGGAUGAUCUGCCGAGGCGGCUGUCGCUUGACCAGGUCAGCUCGGACUACGAGCCGCGUCUCGUGGGGUUGUCUGGCAUCGGGGGCGCCGAGCUGCUGAGGAGGAAGCAGGGCAGGCACGAUUGGGAUGUUGACCAGAAGUCUCUGGACGAGUGGGAUAUUGAGAAGGCCAUCGAGCAGAGGCUUGUCCAGGUCAUGUUUACAGUGCCGAAGGAGAGAUUACGCGUCGUCAAUGCGGAGGUCGAGAAGGAGGAGGAGGCGGUGCUCGUAGACCCGGACAGAGACGAGCUGGACGAGCUAGACAGGCUGGUGCACGACCCAGAGAAGGCGGGCUUGGUGGUAGACUACAGAGACAAGGGCAAGGGCAAGGAGGUCGCGGAGGAGGACAUCACAAUGGCGUUUAGCAGACCAGAGUCACCCGAGGGCGUAUCAUUGUCGCCGACGAGGGGCAGGAGGUUGGUGCAUCUACCGCCGCCCAAAGAGGACGACGGCGGGGGCGGGUUGAGGGUCAGAGAAGAGUCUGAGCCGAGGCCCAGUCUGACGCUGAGGACGGCGGAGGUCGUCAGUGUUGUGAGGCCGAAGACGAGGGUGUUGGAGAUGGUGGAGAAUUUCGAGACGAAGAGCCGGGAGAGCAGUCCAUCGCUUCACUAA
This is a messenger RNA of Colletotrichum chrysophilum, 3141 nucleotides long. RefSeq lists its product as uncharacterized. The transcript has a single exon. Gene Ontology annotation, molecular function: protein binding. The record is from RefSeq and is a predicted model, not a curated record. Bases 1 to 3141 code for a protein of 1046 amino acids. NCBI's taxonomy places the organism in Eukaryota, Fungi, Ascomycota, Sordariomycetes, Glomerellales, Glomerellaceae.